AUGGAGGCUCUAUUAGCCCAUUCGUUCGAUUACCUCUGCUCAUACGAGCCGAGCAAGAUCCGCAAAGGAUUACGCCAGGUCGAGGGACUACUAGCACAAAUAUGUCUGUCCAAACCUAAGCCCGUCUUGGACCGGAGAUCACGCUCCCCUGAUACCCAGCCCGUGCCAAAGACCUUGUCAGAGUUGCGAGAUGAUCCGGCCUUUCGGGAAUUUUCCAAAUUGCAGGAAAGCUUUCAAUGGAACAUUGCUAUGCGCCUAGUAUCCUGCCUCGAACACCUUCUAGGCCGAGGAAGCAACGGCACAAACGACAUGCUGAUCGUCUGCACACUGGAUCUGAUCCAAGGCGCCCUCCUCCUCCAUCGCGGCUCGCGCACCCUCUUCGCCCGCGAAAUUUAUAUGAACCUCCUCCUCGACCUCCUCGACCCUAUCAACUGUCCAGCCGUGCAAUCAGCAACCCUUCUCACACUCGUCACAGCCCUACUGGACUGCCCGUCAAACACACGCACAUUCGAGGACCUAGAUGGCCUCCUCACUGUCACAUCACUCUUCAAGCAGCGCGCCACCUCCCGCGAAGUCAAACUCAAACUCGUCGAAUUCCUCUACUUCUACCUGAUGCCCGAGGCCAUAACCCCGGCGCCGAUGUCUCCCCCGCCAGGUCUGCAGCGCAGCCCGAGCAAACUUUCCUCUGCCCCCUUCUCGCGCAGUGCGCACUCCGCCGCGGCAAAUGCUGCGAGUAAAACGAACCGCGAUACCCGCACGACGGACGAGAAGCAGGCUCUUCUAGGAAGGUAUCUCAAUAACGUGGAGGACCUCGUAGAGGACCUGAAGGAGACGGCUCCUUUUGGAGCGACGGUUUACUGA
Molecule: messenger RNA, 861 nt
Organism: Penicillium hordei
Lineage: Eukaryota; Fungi; Ascomycota; Eurotiomycetes; Eurotiales; Aspergillaceae
Product: cell division control protein 14
Exons: 2
Coding region: 1-861 (286 amino acids)
Source: RefSeq, a predicted model, not a curated record